AUGGCAGACAUCGCGACUUCUGAGAUCCAGAUCUACGACCUCCCCACCAAGACCGUCAACUUGACGCCUAUGGGAGCGACCGUAGUUCGGGAGAUCACCACCAAGAUCCAACCUUUCCGACAGUCCGGCCUGAAUGAGAUUACGAUCCUGGGCCUCGACCCCAAGGUUGACGUCGACUCCAUUCGCAUCGAAGGCUCCGGUCCAGCAACCGUCACGGACAUCCAGACAGAAGUAGUCCCUCGACGGCUACUUUUCGAGGAUGUCUAUGGAGAGUCCGACAAUGACGAUCCUAGCGACAGUGAAGACCCCAAGUUGAAGUCGAUUCGGGAUGAGCGGACAAGUGCCGAGGAGAGGCUUGACAAGGCUCGCAACGAUGAAAACAUGGCAGUCCGGGUGCUGAGUCUCAUGGAUUCUUAUGGUAACAGAAUGCAGCCUCAGUACACAGAGAGCGACAAGUUUCAGGAUUUCCUCGAGCGCUACGUCGAACGAUAUACGAUAGAGAGUGAAAGGCACCGCAAGGCAAAGGCACAAGUGUUGAAGGAGGAGAAGGAGAUCGUCGGCCCAAUAUCAGACAAACUACUGAAGCUUGAAAUACAACAUCAGCGACGUCGUGACAAAAACCAGCGCGAGCGUGAGCAGGGAAAGUCGCAGGAGAUGCGCAAGAGACAGGAGCAACGUCAUUUCUGGACGUAUUCUGUGGGACAGGUCGUCGUGCAUCUUGACAGCCAGUCGCCAUUUACGCCCGGAUCGAGCCGACGCAGUUCUUUCUCCGUUGUUGAGCAGGCGGCCGACAGCCCAGCGGAUUCCAGUGAGAGAGAAGUCACUCUGCGCCUGAGCUACGUCGUGCCUGGCGCGAAGUGGUCCUCUCGCUAUGAGAUGAGCAUCAACACCCCUUCUUCAACCGCUCGAGUCACAUACGGCGCGGAGUUCCAGAACCGAAGUUCUGAAACCUGGAGUGAUACCAGAGUCACUCUAUCGACAUCGCAGACUGCGUUUUCCGGGCUUCACGAGACCAUUCCCUCUCUGCAGGUCUGGCACGUGAAGCUGAUCAAUCAAGAUGACAGCAACGAACAGCCUUCAUGGGAGAAGAUCGUUUGCAAUGUGUCUGAGGGAGGACGACCGACUGUCGACCCCCGCACUGCCAAACAAGAUUAUCAGAUGCAGCUACAAAUUAUGGAACAACAGAACAGAUACAGAUUCCAAAUAGCACGCCAUGAUCAAGAUACGCUGGCGCGAGAGGCACCGCAAACACCGCCACCACCCCCACAGCAGCCGCAGGUUGGAGAGACGAGCCUUUUUGGAACGGCAGCACCGCGACCCUUUGGGGGAAAUGUGCCAAACCCUUUUUCCUCGCCUGGCACGGGAUCGCUCCUUGGAGGAACAGCACCACAGGCGACGCCGGAGGGGCAAGCCGACCAGUUCGUCAGCCGGAUGCAGGCACAGUCCGCACCUAUAAAUAUGAUGCAGCAAGCCAUGCAGCAAGCCGCACCCAUGGCAGCAUCUGCACCUCCGCCCCCCCAAAAACUAGCGGCUCAUUCCUACGAGAAUAAUGACGGCAAUGACACCAACGACGAAAACAACGAAGAAAACUAUGACGACGGAAUCCCCGAGCCUCCCAACUUUGAAUACCAAGACUCGACCCGCCAAGAGUACGGCCUGACAACAACCUACGACCUCCCCGGCCGCCGCACCCUAACCCCCUCAAGCGUCAACCGGCGCCACGCCCUCGCCAAACUUGACCUCAAAUCCAUAACCCUCCAGCAUGUCAUUGUCCCGAAGCACCGUGCCGCAGCCUUCUUCCGCGCUCGCAUCCGUAAUACGUCAUCUAUCCAGAUCCUCCGUGGCAAAGUCGGUAUGACCGUCGACAACGCCUUCCUUGGGACAACGACCAUGCCCAACUGUGCGCCUAACGAUUUCUUCGAUAUUUCCCUUGGCGUGGACCCAUCGAUCCUGGUUACCUACGCGAAACCCACGGUGCGCCGUGAGACUAGCGGUUCUUUCUUCGGCAAGGAGGACACUGCGAUUUUCAGACGCAGCUGCUGGGUGAAGAAUACCAAGACCACUCCCGCGAAUAUCAUCGUGCUGGACCAGGUCCCUAUGAGCAAUGACGAGAAGCUACAGAUGAAUAUUUCGGAGCCGAAAGGACUGGCCAGGGAGGGUGAUAAGGUGGCUAUUGCGGUGGAGGAAACCAAGGGUAAAGGAGACGCGUUUUUGGGCAAGGACGGAGAGAUCAAGUGGGUUAUGCAAUUGGAGCCCGGGAAGGAUGUGAGAUUGGUGCUGGAGUAUGAGAUGAAGGCACCGAGGGGGAAUGAUGUUAGCGUAUCGUGA
Messenger RNA from Aspergillus chevalieri, 2328 nucleotides. RefSeq names its product DUF4139 domain-containing protein. The record is from RefSeq and is a predicted model, not a curated record. The transcript is spliced from 2 exons. Bases 1 to 2328 code for a protein of 775 amino acids. NCBI's taxonomy places the organism in Eukaryota, Fungi, Ascomycota, Eurotiomycetes, Eurotiales, Aspergillaceae.